Penicillium crustosum is the source of this 1350-nucleotide messenger RNA. Its product is annotated as MIP/aquaporin family protein. Gene Ontology annotation, molecular function: glycerol channel activity; water channel activity. The record is from RefSeq and is a predicted model, not a curated record. The coding region runs from base 1 to 1350 and encodes 449 amino acids. The transcript has 4 exons. NCBI's taxonomy places the organism in Eukaryota, Fungi, Ascomycota, Eurotiomycetes, Eurotiales, Aspergillaceae. Gene Ontology annotation, cellular component: plasma membrane. Gene Ontology annotation, biological process: water transport; glycerol transmembrane transport.
AUGGGACCUUCACAGGAAUUUGACCGGGAUACCGGAGUCAAAGACGCCGUGGAAGCUCCCGAACGCGAGCAACCAGAAGGCACCGAAGAAGAAGGAAGCAAGAAUGAUGGCAUGGGCCAUAACCCAUCAUAUAGUUUGGCGGGCUCUGGCGCGCAGAAUCCGAACAACAACCGUGGGUAUACAGAUGAAGAGUACGAGAAGUACAAUUUUCAGGCCGACAAAGGAGAGGACGGUCCAACCUGGAGUCUGGCUCAGCCACUCCCUCAUAUUGUCCGACCUGGAAUGCGUCACGGCGCCUUACCAGAGGAUCGAAAGGAGGAUAAAGGCGCCAUGACAGAGAGUGACGAGGAUCCGGCUCAGAUGGACGAAGUUCGGAAACAGCAGUCAGCGGAAAAUCGAAAGAAGAAGGUCAAUGAUCCCCGGGAAGACGGUUUUUUCAAUACUUGGUCGAAAAUUCGUCACUAUCUUCGCGAGCCGAUGGCUGAAUGGCUCGGAACAACUAUGGCAAUGACAAUCGGUCUUUGCGCUACUUUAUCUAACUUCACUUCUUCCGGACAAGCUGGAUCAUACCCUGCUCAAAGUGUUGCUUGGGGCUUUGGAUUCAUGACCGCCAUCUAUACUACUGGAGGUAUGUCUGGUGGCCACUUAAACCCAGCCAUCUCAAUCUCGCUAUCUGUAUUUCGCGGAUUCCCCGCGCGUCGAUGCGUCAUAUACAUUGCUGCGCAACUCCUCGGCGCUAUCACUGCAGGAGGUAUAUCAUACGCGAUAUACCACGAUGCCAUUGUUGAGGUCGCCACGUUAGCCAAAGUACCUCAGAAUGCAAGCGUCGCCGCUCAGGCUCUUCUCACCUUACCGAAAUCAUUUGUGCAUCCUGCGACUGCGUUCUUCACCGAGUUUCUGGGCAGCGCAAUCUUAGUUGGCUCUAUUCUCGCCCUGGGAGAUGAUACAAAUGCACCCCCAGGAGCGGGAAUGCAGGCAUUUAUUAUUGGGAUUAUCAUUACGAUUGUGAUCCUUGCACUUGGGUACAAUACCGGAGGUUGUUUCAAUUGCGCACGAGACUUUGGCCCGCGACUUGUGGCGGUCAUGGCUGGAUGGGGUGGACAUAUUUUCCGAGAAUACCAUGCGUGGUGGAUUUGGGGUCCAUGGGUCGCAGAUAUCACCGGUGCAUUGUUUGGUGCCUUGGUCUAUGACAUGGCCAUCUUUACUGGUGGUGAAAGUCCAGUCAACUACCCUCCGCGGAGGCGGAAGCGCGCAUACCGUGUGAGAGCUUUGAACCUUCGGAAGAAACUUAGGAUUGGGAAAAGAAAGCUGCCCGAUCUUGAGCAUUCUAUUGCGGAUACCGAGCAUUAA